GUCCGGGGCAUGGGCACGGGGCGGCUUGGACACAGUGCUUGCCUGGCCCGGGUACAGCUCUGGGUUUGAUCCCCAAAACUGAAACAAACAGAAACAGGGGCACCACUGAGGGAAACCUUGCAUCCUACCCCUGGGGACAUCGCAAGCACGAAUCACCCCAGAGAGGCCCUAGAGGCCAGAUGCAAGGGAUGCCAGAGGGGCUGCCAGCUCCCACGCUGUAGGCAGGGGCCAGUGGGCCGGAGGCCAAGCCGGGCUGGGGCGGGGCAAGCCCUGCCCGCCAGAGGCGCCCCACCUGCCACUGGGAGCCAUGGGCAGCCGGGGGCCUGGCCUGGUGCAGCCUCCCUACACCGUUCUGCUGCUGCCACUGGGGACGAGCCGCCAUGACCCGGGCGCCCGGAGCUUCUUCCUCUGGCUGCAAAGGAUGCAGGCUCUGGAGAGGCGGCAGGACGCCCUGUGGCAGGGGCUGGAGCUACUGCAGCAAGGCCAGGCCUGGUUCCGGGAGCACCUGAGGGCGGCACAGGGACAGCAGCUGCGCCUGGGGGCCCUCGGAGAGGACUUCCGGGCAGAUUCACACUGGGAGCCCUUCGGCCCCCCGCUGGCCCAGAUUCAAAGGGUGAACAUCUGCCUGCGGGGGCUGAUUCAAGACGAGGAGAUGUUGAGGCGGCACAACGGAGCCCCACAGCGCGAGGGGGGUAAGGCUCCGCGGGGCCGCACUACCCUUGUGUGAAUCCUCGGUCCCUCAGGAGGCUGAGGCAGGCAGAGCUCCCUGCCUUAACCCAGCAGCCCCAUCUUGGCCUCAGGUCAGGGUCCCUGGUGGCCAGACCCCUUCUAAGUGUAAAGCUCCCCUCCGGCUCUCUCUCCCCUGCACCCUCCUGACCAGGCCAGCCGGAGAGGCAGUACCCGGGAGGCGGAUAGCUCCGCGCCUUGUCAAGCAACUGUUCCAAAAUCAAAACGUUUUUUAAAAGCGCUGGGGAUCGGGGCUGGGGAUUUAGCUCAGCGGCAUAAGCACCUGCCUUGCAAGCAGGCGGUCGUGAGUUCGAUCCCUGGUACCGAUAAAAAUGAAAAAGACCAAAAAAAAAAAAAAAAAGCGCUGGGGAUGUGCUCAGAGCAGAGGCCCUGGGUCAACGCCCAGUCCUGAGAAUGAAUAAAUAAGUAAAUAGGUACGGACACCAGUGUGGAGAAGAGGCUCAUGGGAACCUCCUGGCUUCCAACACAAAGCUAAGAUAGCAGCUGCUUCGGGAUUUGCUCUAAGGACCCAGUCAUUCAGGACCGCUGGGACCCGCCCACCCCGCCACCCCACCACCCCGGGCCUGGGCGCGCAUGCGCUGGCUGGGAUAAUGCUGCUGCCCAGACCGAAGGCGACCUCUGCGGAAACCCUGGAGGCUCUGGCUCGGUUUCCAUAAAGGCUACAGGAAGCGCCCCUCU
Messenger RNA from Cavia porcellus (domestic guinea pig), 1425 nucleotides. RefSeq names its product suppressor APC domain containing 1 (gene Sapcd1). Lineage: Eukaryota; Metazoa; Chordata; Mammalia; Rodentia; Caviidae. The transcript has 4 exons. The coding region runs from base 308 to 727 and encodes 139 amino acids. The record is from RefSeq and is a predicted model, not a curated record.